GAACAAGGAGCAAGGAAUUUUCAGAACAGAAAUCGACAGGAGAGCUAGAGGAGAGGAAGGGCAUGUGCUUCUGACCAACAGUUACAUUCUGAACCGAAUAGAACGGUGUGCGAGUUGACGAGUGCAGCUCAGGGAAGGUGCCGUGGACCGUCAACCAUGUUCACCGUCUGUGUAUUCGACUGUGAGAACUAUCUCAACAAACGCGCUGAGUUUUCCUGCCUCGGCGGCCGUUCUCCGACCUGGGAAGCUGUCCGCAGGGAGUUCGCGAAGGCGACCAACUCACGCUUCCAAGGUGUCCAUUACAAAGAUGAGGAUGGAGAUCUUGUGCGCGUGGAUAGCGAAGAGGAAUGGACCGAGGCGGUGAGGAUUGCUACUCGGCGUGCAGACGGAAGGGAAGCCGUUUUGAAUUUGUAUCGGGGAGAGGUGGCAAUGUCGAGGCUUGCACUUACUGAAGAGCUACAGGACGAGCAAGUCGAGAGCAGCCAAUCCGCCGAAAUUGACGGACCUGAUGCGCCCAAGUGGUUCAUCAAGUAUAUGUCGGAGAAAAGGGCAGAGGAGCAAGAGAUGGUUAGUGCUGUCAAGGAUUCCAUUGUCAGCGGCGUUCUGCAAGGCUUGGACGGAGCUGUCGUUGCAAGCGUCUCGGCCAACACAAUGAAGACUGCGCCCGCCGAGGCGUCCAGCCGGCCCAAGUAUCACCAUCAGAACGUGUACUGCGAUGGCUGUGAGCAGCCCGUCGUGGGUACGCGCUACAAGUGUGGCAACUGCGAUGACUAUGACCUGUGCGAGGUGUGCGAGGCAAAGGGCAACGUGCACCGCGACGAUCACGUCUUCCUGAAGCUGGACAAGCCAGCACCGCACUGCGGCUUCCUCGAGAACGCCAAGAUGCAGCCACUGCUACGCUGCCUCGUUUACCAGCAGCAGCCAACGACUCCGAAAAAAGUCAAAGUCAAGAAGGAUAAGUCAUCUGUCAAGCGUCGACCGGCAAACGUUUCUCCCAGGGCCAGAAGGCCGUGUGAUGCUCCCAAGCCGCCGUGCAACUACAAGACGGAACUGCUGAUCGACGGCAAGGUGAUGCCUUCGAGCACGCUGGUGCGUCCGGGCACGACCAUUACGUACCGCUGGCUGGUGCCCGACUUUGGCUACUCGGCGGUGGGCCUGUCGCUGCACUGCAUCGGCGGCUCUCUGGCGCCGGUUGAGUCGCAGGUGCCCAUGCCCAGCGUGUUUGGCGGCGAGUCCUGCUGGGUGGGCGUGCAGCUGCUGGUGCCAAUGGCCGGUAAGCACGAGAGUAUCUGGGUGCUGCGCGCUAACGGUGUACGGGUGGGCAACCCUCUGCACUGCCGCAUCACCGCCUGCGAGCUGGCCGGCUACAACUCGAAGUUCGUCACGGACGCCAAUCUGCCGGACGACGCCAUCGUGGAGACGGGCGACGUGCUGCGCAAGCGCUGGGUGCUGUCGAACAGCGGCACGGUGAGCUGGUGCAGCGGCAGCGUGUACCUGCAGAACGUGCGCGGCACACUGCGCGCCGCCAAGAAAAGCAUCCCGGUGCCGGCCACUCGGCCGGGCGCCUGCGUCACCCUCGAGGCCGAGCUGCUGGUCCCCGCCGACAUGGGCGAGUACGACAGCCUGUGGGUGCUGAUGUGCGACGGCGUGCCCUUCGGACAGCAAAUCUGGUGCAAGAUAACGGCCAUCGAGAAGACCGAGGUGCCCGCAACGCCGGCGCUCGACGUGCCAGUCCCAGCACGGCCCGUUGCGGAGCGGACAGAAGCAGCAGUACCGCCGCCGCCGUCUUCAUCGCGUCCAGCACCGGCCAACCACAAGUACGCGUCGAUGCUGCUGUCGCGAGACGACCUGGCGGCCACGGUGCGUCCCGCCGAGGUCAUCCGCCACCAGUGGCUGGUGGCGAAUAACGGCACGGAAGCGUGGGACUCGCGCGUCGUGCUCCUGUGCAUUGACUCACCGCACCUACCCAGCGUGGUCGUGCCGCCGACGAAGCCCGGCGAGCAGUGCGCGCUCGAGGUGGAGAUAAUGGCGCCCGUCGAGCCCGGCGAGCACAACACGCGCUGGUGCCUGACGCGCAACGGAACGCCGUUCGGCUACAUCUUCUUCUGCCCGCUGACCGUGAUCGUGCCCAGUGCUGACGAGCCACGACGCUCCGGCGACCUGUGGAAGACCCUCAUACCAUCUUCUGCCACCACCACCGCCACCACCACUGAGGCUGAAUCGUCCGCUUCAUCGGAGGCCAGCGCUACCGCUACCCCUACCGCUUCUACCAAUGACGAGGACACCCUCGGCGACAAGUACGACAUUGUCCAGCCCAGUGAAAUUCCCGACUACACUCCGUCCGCACCUGCCGCCGACGCCUGUUCGACCAGCGGCGAGGGUUCCACCGACGACGGCUACAUCAUGGUACCGCUUCCCGACUGCUUCAACCUGGAUUCGGCCGACCUGUCUCUCAGCGAGAGCGCAAUCUUGAGUGCCGCCACCGUCGCAACUCCUCCUGCUCAGCUCGACCUGAUGACGUUUGAUGCAGAUGGCAAUUCGACAGCUGCUCCCACACAGGCUUGUGCUAGUGACGCAGCAGCAGCCCGUGCAAUCUCCCCUGACCAUGCUGAGAUCGUCCACAAUUCGAGCCGCGAUGGCAACCAGCGAGAGGCGAAGGUUGAUGCCAUCAUGCAUCCUUUUGCCGCAGCUGCGCAGCCAGAUUCUUCAUCGACGUCGAGCCAAUUGGUAAUGAACGACGGCGCUCCACGCACCCUCCCGCAGGCGUCCAACUGGAUGCCGCAGGCGAAGCAGUGGAUGCCGCGCCAGGCCGAGACACCCAUGGAGCGGCUCUUCGAGAUGGGCUUUGGUAAUCGUCAGCUGAACCAGUCCACCCUGGAGGAGUAUAAGUACGAUCUGGACCUUACCAUUGCCGCCCUCAUCCAGCUACAGGACCGAUCAUAAGUCCUGUCUGAUUCUCAGCGCCAGCCGCUCCGUAAAAAGCAACAAGGGUGUAACUCUAAUCCUGGUCUCCGUUUGCACGUAAGUUCUGUUGCGCAUGCACGCACGGGCAUAUCCUCCCAAUAAAUAUCUUAAUUACUUUCUGAACUGCCUCUUGUGUGUGUGGGUGUAUCCUGCCUCUAGCCUGGCUGGCUCGCCCACUCUGUUUCUACCCCGCUGGCAUUUUAGCUCUGAAUUCGUUUUCGCUGCGUAUCCGGUCUACGGUCUCUGUCGCUCUGUACUCGCUUGCUUUGCGCUGCUGCAUGCUUGCCCGAUGUCGGUAUGCUGUACUCUGCGUGCUUUCGAAUGAUUUACCGCUUUGCACCGCUUACUACUACUACCUGCUAGGUCCACCUUAUAAUUGAAAUAUUUUACUUCCUUGUAUCGUCUGUCUUUUCUGAGAUUUGUUUUUAGUUUGCCAUAAUGGCUCUUGUUUUUUUCUUUCUGUUGUCCCGACUGCAUGAAAGCCCUCCACUGUAUGUAUGUGUGUAAUACAGUACUUUCCAGUCGAUAAAGUGAUGUCUGUGAUCGUUGUGAGAGCAACGUUUCUCACCCUUGGAA
This is a messenger RNA of Sycon ciliatum, 3540 nucleotides long. RefSeq lists its product as uncharacterized. The record is from RefSeq and is a predicted model, not a curated record. The transcript has 2 exons. Gene Ontology annotation, molecular function: zinc ion binding; protein binding. NCBI's taxonomy places the organism in Eukaryota, Metazoa, Porifera, Calcarea, Leucosolenida, Sycettidae. The coding region runs from base 157 to 2943 and encodes 928 amino acids.